Molecule: messenger RNA, 1281 nt
Organism: Dermacentor andersoni
Lineage: Eukaryota; Metazoa; Arthropoda; Arachnida; Ixodida; Ixodidae
Source: RefSeq, a predicted model, not a curated record
GAGUAGAAGAAAAUGAAGAACGCAGCAGGCAGCUGCCUCGUGCACUGCGCGCCCUCCGCCAUUUUGCACGCGCACUGCUACUGUCUGCCAGCAACCAGCUUCUUCGUUCCACUGCGCUUAAUCUAAGACAAAUACGGCUAGGUUUUAGGACGCGCCCAGCGGCAAGGCCUGCUUUACCGCCGUGAUAUAGUCAGCGUCAAGCUGUGCCGUAGCGACGCCUCGUGUCUGUCAUGACGCAAGGUUCUCAAUCGGACGCCCCGGCUCUGCACGAGGAUGCAGCGACGACUGGCCGCGGAUUUCACCACGCAGCUCAGCAAGACAACAGGUGCGGCGUCGCUCUGCGAUCGGCAGCAGCGUCCGCAAAGGGCUACGCUCGGUCUCAACCUUCUUGUGGGCGCACGAUACACUUCUGGCCUCCCGGGAUUUUUCCUACUGGCGGCUCUCACGGGUCGGCGUUCCUUUGGUCCGGGGAGAGUUGCCCACGCGCCUUCGUCGACGGAACGGCUGACAUCGGUAAGCAGCACAGGAUAGGCGCCGCUUGUCAUUCUGGCCGUGAAUUGGUUGGUGCACCCCCGGCGUGGCUCUUCCCUCCAGCUUCCGCACCCAAGACGGUGGUUCACAACAGGCGUACGGAGCUGGCCGCUGGUGCAGCGUAUUGUCAUCCGAGGCGACGCCUUCUCCAGCCUCGGGUUCUCGAAGCCUCCGCCCACCGCCUGGCCAUCGCAGCAGUAUUGCGCUGUCCGAGCCGCUGUUCCAGCGGUGGGUCUUGGCGCAAGGGCGACGUGCCUCGCUUUCACUGCGCGCACUGCUUUUGCGUGGCUGGCUCCGCGUGUGGCGUCGAGAACUCCGCCGUUGUCGCCUUUGACGCGCGGCCCUGGCCCGCGGCGAGCACCACGAUAUCUUCAACACACGGGGACUUCCAGCACCGCGAUGCCAGGCACUCCGCCGUCAUUCUGACCAUGGCGAAUUAAUUGUCACACAAGUUUUCAUACUUUUCAAGCAGUACAAGGACGUCCAGGCUGUUGCUGGGGGCGUUAUAGGCUUCCAGAAAAUCGGUUCUGCAAACGCUGACCCGGAAGCAUGACUGCGCCCUGACAAUUUUGCCGAUGUCGUUCCUCUCGAGGGACCGGCGAAUGACGCGACUUGUCGGUGCCUUGCGCCUUUCUUGCGUAGUUUUUUCUCCUGCACUCCUGCUGCAGCUGGUAUGCAGUUUUGCCCUUAUUAACGCGAGAUGUUGUGAUUUCCUUCUUUGCGCAAAUAUAUUGUCACUUAUGCCAUGUU